This is a messenger RNA of Drosophila ficusphila, 2182 nucleotides long. RefSeq names its product inversin-A (gene Atac3). The transcript has 9 exons. Lineage: Eukaryota; Metazoa; Arthropoda; Insecta; Diptera; Drosophilidae. The record is from RefSeq and is a predicted model, not a curated record. Gene Ontology annotation, molecular function: protein binding; transcription cis-regulatory region binding. Bases 340 to 2106 code for a protein of 588 amino acids. Gene Ontology annotation, cellular component: nucleus. Gene Ontology annotation, biological process: positive regulation of transcription by RNA polymerase II.
CUCGGCUCUUUUGGUUUAAACGUUUAACCGCCAAUCAUUUGUAACGUUUUAGGAUUAAAAAAAUUCCUAACGCUUUUAUGUUUCAGCCUAGCAAAGGUUUAAGUUGCUGAGAUAAAGUAUAUUUCGGUAUAAGUUUUAAGAAUUUUUCCAAAUGUAUUACUAAAUUACAUGCUGCAAACUCGGUAUUUAAAACGUAUCUGUGAAACGGUCAUACCAAAACUAAGUUCUAAAAACGUAAACAUUAUAUUUAUUGCGAAUCUGUGCUUAUGCUUAUUGAAUUUAUUACGGUUAUGUGAAGCAGAGUCCCUCAAUCGAAGCUAAAAGUGUUCGCAUGCUAAUAUGCACAAUCACAGCGGCUCCAGCAAAGUUGUGGCCACUCUUCGCGCGGACGGAAAUAUUGUGUACCCCAUGGAGCAAUCCAACCUGAUGCACUACGAGAUUCGCACCGAAGGAGAGGUGCAAAACAAGAAGAACAACCUGGUGGGCCCCGCCACAUGCGUAGAUCUUGGCAAACAACUGCUUCAGUGCGCUAGGGACAGCGAUGUGGUUGGCGUCAAGACGGCGCUGGCCCACGGAGCACCUUUCGCCUCCGACUGGCUUGGCAUGUCAGCGCUGCACUUUGCAGCCAUGAACAACCAAUUGGAGAUCUGCGAGAUUCUCCUGCAGGGGGGCAUCAACAUGGACGCCAAAACCAAGGUGGACCGGACGCCCCUACACCUAGCCUGCUAUUACGGCCACGAGCGGGUUGUCAGCUUGCUACUAGCUCUCAAGUGCAGCGUCAAUUCCCGCGACAUGCUUCGCAUGACCCCGCUUCACUGGGCCGUUGAGAAAAGGCACAAGGGCAUUGUGCGCCUGUUGCUCAAGUGCCAGGCAGAUGUCGCAUUAGUUUCCAAGUUCGGCAAGACGCCGAUCGGAUUGGCCGUGUACACAGAACAGGCGGAUGUACUAGCGGAACUCGAGGCGGCACGGCAGGCGCAAGCUUGUAAAAAAUUCAACGAAGAAACGGAACGACAAACGCAUAACAGCAAAAAAGAAACCAGUGAGGCUGUCAACUCAAUAAUGGACGAGCCGGAAAUCACAAAAAGUCUUGACGACCGGGAAAUGUCGGUGGAAGAGCGGAUGGAUGUCUUGGAAAACUUGAGAGGCCAUACUAAUGUGCUGGGCAACUCGGCGCUAAACAUGCUAAAGUCGCACGGAAUCGCAGACAUGAUGCAGGAGAACGACGACGAGGCCUCGAAAGAAAUGUUGAAUACGGCACUGCAGAACGGUCGCCAACUUGUCCUCUCGGAAGGUGGCCGUAUGCUGCUGCAUGAAACAAAAGCGAGCCUCAGCGCAAAACAAUCUGUAAACGGCACCGCAAGGUCUCCGACCGUCGCCCUCCGCCCGAACGCCAUCAACUCUCCUCCUCAGAAAAUACGCAUGAAUAUCAUAAAGCAAAAAGAUAUUCAGCCGCCGGCAGGGGUAACCAAAAACAAGAAUAUACGCAUAAUCUCGUUGACUGAUUUUAAGAAGCUAUGCGGAUCGGACAGUCAGACAAAGUCUUUACAAAAAAUACCAGCGUCCUUGGCAAGCUCUGGAAUGGUACGUCAGCUUCCCGAUGGCACCAAGCUAGUCAACAUGCGCCAUCUUCAGGCUCGACAGUUAAAGCUGCCGUCGCUGAAUAGACCGCUGGAGCCCACCACAAUAUUGGAUGAGUCGCAUGGCAUAAACGAAGCCGUGGUGCAAAAUACACUGCCUACAAACCAUCCAGCAUCCGCUAGUUCGCUGAGAGGGCAGGUGGGCACAGUGCAGACGAUACAACUGAAGCCCUCACUCACUGCGGGACCUGGACAGAGUGCUACUAACAACGGUCAGCCGCAAAGCAAACCAUUCACCAGUGCGACAAAGUUACCUUCGGCUAAGUCUCCAAACGUAUUGCCGCUGCUAACGUCUUCCGAGAUUUGUCGUCAGCUCCACGAGCUGCGGCGUCAAAACGAUGAAUUGCGCCGGCGCGCGGACUCCUUUCAGCGAGAAAAGGAGGAAAUGCUCAGGCGAAUCAACCGCCUGGAGCAACUGGUCUUGGUUCGAGAGUCGGAAGCCGACAUGGAUUUUGCGGACGAAAUGUAGCAAGAGCUAAACUAGGUUUAUUGUAAAUACGUUAAGGUAGUAUUUAAGCCAAGUUCAUUAAAUAUUGUUAAGUGCA